Dermatophagoides pteronyssinus (European house dust mite) is the source of this 755-nucleotide messenger RNA. Its product is annotated as transmembrane protein 222-like. The record is from RefSeq and is a predicted model, not a curated record. Lineage: Eukaryota; Metazoa; Arthropoda; Arachnida; Sarcoptiformes; Pyroglyphidae.
AUCAUCAGAUUUUAUUUAUAAAUAUUUGUUUUCAAUUUGUUUUGUUGAUGAAUUUUCAAUCAUUUGAUAAAAAGUUUAAUCUGCCACCUAUUUAUUGUAAUGAUAAUUAUUUAAAAAUCAAUUUUUCAUUGAUUAAUACAAAACAAUGGCUGAAGAAUGUGAAGAAAAUUUUGAAAUCGAUGCAAAACAAAAUCGUUAUCCAUAUUGUAUUGUUUGGACACCAAUACCGCUUAUAACCUGGUUAAUACCAUUGAUUGGUCAUAUGGGUAUCGCCACAUCACGUGGCAUAAUACGUGAUUUUGCCGGCCCUUAUUUUGUCGCCGAAGGUAAUAUGGCAUUCGGAAAUCCAACUAAAUAUUGGCAAUUAGAUCCAAAUCUAGCCGAAAAUGGUACAAAUGGCUGGGAUGAAGGUGUUGACAAAGCAUCCAAAAUUUAUUGCAAAAGAAUGCAUUAUCUUUGUUGGGACAAUUGUCAUUCACAUGUCGGAACAGCAUUGAAUUUGAUGAGUUAUAAUGGUGAAUCGAAUCAUAAUAUGGUCAAAACGUUUUUCUGUUUUACUUAUAAUUGUAAAUAUAUAAGUUUUUAUGCUUUUCUCAAAACCUGGUUACCGUUCUUUAUUAUGAUGGCAAUUAUCGUUUCAUUGUCACUGUUUUCAAAUAUGGCACAUAAAUAAACUAUACAUUGGCCUUAUCCAUUUUUGAUUGAUGUGAUUUUUUGGAAUCGAUUCGAACAAUAUUCAUUGGUUAAUUCAACAA